Molecule: messenger RNA, 1226 nt
Organism: Cajanus cajan (pigeon pea)
Lineage: Eukaryota; Viridiplantae; Streptophyta; Magnoliopsida; Fabales; Fabaceae
Cellular component (GO): membrane
Source: RefSeq, a predicted model, not a curated record
AAUAUUUUGGAGCUAUAAAAGUGGAAGCCUCAACGAAGAAGCAGAGCAGAGCCUACAAUAAUGGGUUGUAGCAGUGUGAGUCAUAGCAAUCUGAAGAACGCUAUCAUAGCAUUCUUGGUCCCUCUACCCUCCAUUCUAUUCUUCCUCUCAUUCAAAUCAGCCUACUCACAAUCUCCAUCUUCUUGGUCAGCUCUGUGGACAUGGUGCUAUCACCACCCUUUGCUAUUAGCCAACGUCCUUUUCUUCUUCAAUGUGAAUUUCCUCUUCUGGCUCAUCGGCCUAAUCCAAUCCACCCACUGGAUGAUUGACCCGUAUUGGACAGUGAUACCUGUGAUGCUUGUUCAUUACUAUGCAAGUCACCCUUUGGGUGAGUAUAACUGGUUGAGGUCGAGGGUGGUGAUAUUGCUGACUUGGGUGUGGAGCAUUAGGCUGAUCCACAACUACUUCAGGCGAGAAAAGUGGCAGUGGGGUGCCAGGGAGGAUUGGCGUUUCACUGAUUUGAGCCAACAGUAUGGAAGGCUUUGGUGGUGGGCUUCCUUCUUCGCCAUCUACGUCCCUCACCAGGUGCUUCUGAUUGGAUUAUCACUUCCGUUGCAUGUAAUCCACUCGGUGAAUGAGCCUUUGAGCAUGUGGGACUUGGUAGGCACAGUUGUGUGUAUCUGUGGCGUUGUCAUAGCGUACACGGCUGAUACUCAGCUUUACAACUUUGUGAGUAGAAAGGAGGAGGAAGGAGUAGGGGUCCCUAUUCUUGAGAAAGGGUUGUGGUAUUACUCUCGGCAUCCCAAUUACUUUGGAGAACAAGUGUGGUGGUGGGGACUGGUUGUGUUUGCUUGGAACCUGGGACAUGGAUGGACUUUCAUAGGGGCAUUGGCUAAUACCAAGUGUUUGGCUUAUGUGACCAAACUUGUGGAGGACCGAAUGUUGAAACAAGAUAACAGAGCAGAAGCGUAUACCCUCUAUCAGAAGACAACUUCCGUCUGGCUACCUUGCUUCAAGUACUCUCCUUUAGAACUCAAAUCUAAGGAUGCCUAAUUCAUCUUCUUUCUUAGUACUCUACUCUCUGUUUCUUGCUUAGUUCAUUCUACUCUCAUCACCAACUUCUACUUUAUUUUGCCUCGUUUGCUCAUUAUGUGAGAGGCCCAUCAGUUGGAUCAAGCUUCUGUACUCACUCAUUUUUGUAUAAUAUUUAUCAGUAAUCUAAUCCUAGCUCUUCAUUGCAUAUAUUA